UAGCACAACAAAGUAACGUACUCCCCCUUAUCCUUAUCUUAAGAAAUAUAAACACUUGGUGGCUAUUUUUCACUGGCAGUCUGUUGAAAACCGGUGAUGCAUCAAAAUGCUUAGAGAUCCGCGAUGUUUUUGUGUGCUAGUUCUGGCUUUAACUUCUCUGAUCUAUGGAACUCAAAGUGCAAAUAUUCUGGGACUUUUUCCUAGCCUGAGCCCUUCUCACUUGAUCAUCUCAAUGUCAGCUGCCAAGAUUUUGGCUGAGCAAGGACACAAUGUGACAGUUGUAACGGUUUUGGAUCCCACAGUGACUCACAAAAAUAUUAACUUGAUUCAAGUACCACUCACUAAGGAGGAAAUUAAGCAGAGAAGUGAAGCCAUUGGAGCAAAGCAAAAGAGUACAAGUAGUAAUCGUUUUAUUUCAAUUCUUCGAAUGUCCGGUCAAAUGAAUUCAAUGCUGAGGAAGAUGGCAGAUGUCUUCAAGGAUCAGAGAGUUAAGGAUCUUUACCUAAACAAAGGCAACCACUUUGACUUGGUAAUUUCGGGAUACUUUAUGAAUGAUUACCAGUUGGGAUUCGCUAGAAAGGUGAAUGCUCCUGUUGUUGUUUUGGCUCCUGGUCCUCCAAGUCAGAUGCUUAAUUCCCUAAUCGGUAAUCCAAAUGAUCCUGUUGAAAAGAAUAAGGAUAUGACCUUCGGAGAUCGUUUGGAUAACUUCAUUACCAGCCUCUUUUAUGGAAUUUUCGUACAGCAAAUUAACCAAAGAAAUCGCGACUAUUACGCAGAACUCUUAUCCGAUGAUCCCAAUAUGCCGGAGUAUUCGGAAAUGCUGAAGAACACCUCGCUGGUGUUUUUCUGUUCUCAUGCAGCCAGCGAGGGAUCGAUAAGAGCUAAUGUUCCAGCUGCCAUUGAAAUUGGAGGAAUACAGAUCAAGGAUAAGCCAGAUCCUCUGCCAAAAAACCUAGAGGAGUUCUUAGGCAAUGCCACACAUGGAGCAAUUCUUCUGAGUUUGGGUUCCAAUGUCCAGGGAAGUCACAUCAAACGAGACACAGUGCAAAAGAUGUUUAAAGUUCUAUCGAAACUAAAAGAGAGAGUAAUUUGGAAGUGGGAGGAUCUGGAGAAUACACCUGGAAAGUCGGACAAUAUUCUCUAUUCCCGUUGGCUGCCACAGGAUGACAUCUUGGCCCAUCCAAAAAUAAAGCUGUUUAUAAAUCAUGCUGGAAAAGGAGGAAUUACCGAAGCCCAAUAUCACGGAAAACCCAUGCUUUCGUUACCAGUUUUUGGUGAUCAACCGGGAAAUGCUUUUGCCAUGGUCAAAAGUGGUUUUGGCCUUCAACUUAGUCUGCUCACUUUGGAGGAAAAACCCUUUGCAGAAGCCAUUAAGGAGAUCCUAACAAAUCCUCAAUAUAGUCAAAAAGUGGCCAAGUUUUCCUCAUUAUAUAGAGAUCGACCAUCGAGUGCCAGGGAAUCUCUUAUUUUCUGGACGGAAUAUGUCAUUCGGCACCGAGGAGCUCCUCAUCUGCAAAGUCCUUUGGUCCACAUCGACUUCAUAGCCGCAAAUAAUUUAGAUAUAUACCUUCUUUUAGCCGCUGUAAUAAUAAGCGUAUUAUGGAUUUUAAAGGUGGUGAAAAAAUGGAAAUACAGAAAGCUAGCAAGACACUUUAAAGUCAAAAACAAUUGAAUGUUCUACAAAAUAGCAAUAAUAUUUACUUUAAGAAAAUUAUUACUUAAUUAUAGAAACUUUAAAAGGUGGGAAUGUUAAAGAGAAAUUGUAUAAAAAGUAGUUACCUAGAAUUUUUAAGAAUUAGUACUUAGGUGAAACUUAUUGUAUAAAAACAGUAGUUUCCUAGAAUCUUAAUAACUAAAAUCCUAAGACAACCU
Messenger RNA from Drosophila ficusphila, 1872 nucleotides. It is a transcript of the gene Ugt37A1, whose product is annotated as UDP-glucosyltransferase 2. The record is from RefSeq and is a predicted model, not a curated record. Gene Ontology annotation, molecular function: UDP-glycosyltransferase activity. Bases 107 to 1672 code for a protein of 521 amino acids. The transcript is spliced from 2 exons. Lineage: Eukaryota; Metazoa; Arthropoda; Insecta; Diptera; Drosophilidae.